AUGGCUGCAACUUUGGUGGGAGGUGCAUUUCUCUCUGCUUCUGUUCAAACAAUAAUGGACAGGCUAACAUCACCAGAGUUUCGAAAUUUCAUCAACAACAAGAAGCUGAACUUAUCACUUUUGAAGCAUUUAGAGACAACACUUCUCACUCUUCAUGCUGUUCUUGAUGAUGCUGAGAAGAAGCAGAUCAACAAUCUUCCUGUCAAACAAUGGCUUGAUGAGUUGAAAGAUGCAAUAUAUGAUGCUGAGGAUUUGCUCAACCAGAUCAGUUAUGAUUGCCUUAGAAGCAAGGUGGAGAAUAGUAAUACACAAGCUGAAAACAUCACUGGUCAGGUUUGGAAUUUCCUUUCAUCUCCUUUUCAAAACUUGUAUGGAGAGAUCAAUUCCCAAAUGAAGAGUAUGAUUGAAAGGCUCCAACUUUUUGCACAACAAAAAGAUAUCCUUGGGUUGCAAACUGUAAGUGGUAGGGUUUUUCUUAGAACACCUUCAAGUUCACUAGUAGAUCAAUCUUUCAUGGUUGGUAGGAAGAGUGAUAAAGAGAAACUAACUAAUAUGUUGCUAUCAGAUGUUAGCACUGUCAAUGAUAAUAUUAAUGUUGUUUCAAUUUUCGGCAUGGGAGGUGUCGGUAAAACAGCCCUAGCUCAACUUCUUUACAAUGAUAAAGAUGUUCAAGAACGUUUUGAUGUAAAAGCUUGGGUUUGUCUGUCCGAAGAGUUUGAUGUUUUGAGGGUAACCAGAACUUUACUUGAAUCUAUCACUUCAAAUGUUCAGGAAAGUGAUAAUCUUGAUUUUCUUCGAGUCAAAUUAAAGCAAAACUUGAAGGGAAAAAGAUUUUUGUUUGUGUUGGAUGACAUGUGGAAUGAUAGCUAUAAUGAUUGGCAUCAUCUAGUCACUCCCUUCAUUGAUGGAGAAUCUGGAAGUAGGGUGAUUAUCACAACACGUCAAUAAAAAGUUGCCGAGUUCACCCAUACCUUUCCUAUCUAUAAAUUAGAACCUCUAUCAGAUGAUGAUUGCUGGUCUUUACUCUCAAAGCAUGCAUUUGGAAGUGAAGAACUUUGUGGCCGUAAAUACCCAAGCCUAGAAGCAAUUGGUAGGAAGAUUGCAAAAAAGUGUUGCGGAUUGCCAAUAGCUGCCAAAACACUUGGAGGACUUCUACGCUCAAAAGUGGAUGCGAAAGAGUGGAGUGCAAUUUUAAACAAUGACAUAUGGAAUUUUCCAAAUGAUAAUGUUCUCCCUGCCUUGCUUUUGAGUUAUCAAUAUCUUCCUUCUCAUUUGAAAACAUGUUUCGCUUAUUGUUCAAUUUUCCCAAAGGAUUAUCCUCUUGAUAGGAAGCAAAUGGUUUUGCUGUGGAUGGCUGAAGGCUUCCUUGAACAUUCUCAAGGAGAAAAAGCAAUGGAGGAAGUUGGUGAUGACUACUUUGUUGAAUUGUUAUCUAGAUCGUUAAUUCAACAAUCGCACGAUGAUUUUGGAAGACAGAAGUUUCUCAUGCAUGAUCUUGUCAAUGAUUUAGCUACAAUUGUAUCUGGAAAAAGUUGUUGCAGGCGUGAACAUGGUGGCAACAUCUCUGAAAAUGUCCGCCAUUUUUCAUAUAACCAAGAAGAGUAUGACAUUUUCAAGAAGUUUGAAAUUUUUUAUGAUUUCAAAUGCUUGCGAAGCUUUCUUCCCAUUGGUCUCUGGUGGCGACAAUGUUACUUGUCUAAACAGGUUGUUGAUGAUGUGAUACCCACACUUAGAAGGUUGCGUGUGUUAUCGUUAUCUGGUUAUAGAAACAUCGCCAUGCUACCGGAUUCAAUUGGCAGUUUGGUGCAGUUGCGGUAUCUUGAUCUAUCCAACACCAGAAUUGAAAGCUUGCCUGAUACAACAUGUAACCUUCACAAUUUGCAAACAUUGAUUUUAUCAUAUUGCUAUCAUCUCAUUGAAUUACCGGUACAUAUUGGAAAGUUAAUUAAUUUACGUCACCUAGAUAUUAACUGGACGAACAUAAAGGAGAUGCCAAUGGAGAUUCUUGCACUAGAAAACCUUCAAAUUUUAACAACUUUUGUAGCAGGAAAGCAAGGAGAGGGGUUAAGUGUGAAAGAGCUUGAUAAGUUUCCUAACUUAUGGGGAAAACUUUGCAUCCAAAAGCUCCAUAAUGUCAUUGAUGUUGCUGAGGCAUAUGAGGCCAACUUGAAGAGCAAAGAACACAUUGAGGAGUUAGUGCUACUAUGGGGCGAACCAACCGAAGAUUCACAAACUUCAAAAGCAGUACUUGAUGCAUUGCAACCACCGAUUAACUUGAAGAAACUGAGCAUCGACUUCUAUGGAGGAACAAGUCUUCCAUGUUGGCUCGGAGAUUUUUCAUUUUCUAACAUGGUGACCCUUUUCAUCAGUAAUUGUACAUAUUGUAUAACGAUUCCACCAAUAGGGCAGCUACCUUCUCUCAAGGACUUGACUAUUAGAGGCAUGACAUUGGAGACAAUUGGUGCAGAGUUCUACGCCAUGGCAGGAGGUGGUUCCAGUUCAUCGUUCCAACCAUUUCCAUCCUUGGAAAUUUUGGAAUUUCAGAACAUGCCAAAUUGGAAGGAAUGGCUUCCCUUUAUUGGCAAUAAAUUUCCUUUUCCUCAUCUUAAAUCUCUCAUGUUAAUCCAGUGUCCUAAACUGAGUGGAUACUUGCCAAACCAUCUUUUUCCAUAG
Messenger RNA from Medicago truncatula (barrel medic), 2673 nucleotides. Its product is annotated as putative disease resistance RPP13-like protein 1. Gene Ontology annotation, molecular function: protein binding; ADP binding. NCBI's taxonomy places the organism in Eukaryota, Viridiplantae, Streptophyta, Magnoliopsida, Fabales, Fabaceae. The record is from RefSeq and is a predicted model, not a curated record. The transcript has a single exon.